ACAGCGAACAGCCAAGGUCUGUUUGAACAGUAUUUUCAGGAAAAUGAAGUUUUAUGUGUUGAAUUUUUUAGCUGUUCUUCUUGUUUCAGGAUUUCCACGUCAGAUCGGAGGAGCGGAAUUUGGAAAAUUGGAAAUAAACGAUAAUGAGGAAGUAACAGAGACAAAUAGUAAUGAAGUGACUACAGAUUAUACAGAAACAAAUAUUAUACCCGAAAGAACCACUGAAAGUGGAACAACUGAAGUAGAAUAUGGAUUCACUACCGUAGAAGAUAGAGAAACAGAAACAGAACAAACAGAAUUUGAAAAUGGGGGAACGACUACAGAACCCGAAAGUACUAUAACAGAAUCUUUUAGUACUUCAACAGUAAUUAUCGACUCUACAACUGCUACUCAAGAUAGUAGCACGGAUGGUAGAGAACGUGAAGAAAGUACCACCAUCGUAAUCGAUACGUCUACUUCUAGAGACGAUGAAUACGAUGAAGCAACCGAAUUCAACGAAAUGAUUAAAAAAUUUGUAUCUUCAAUGAUGAAAAUGAUGAAAAAACUAUUUGAAAAUAUCUGGCAGAAUUGAAAUUCGACUUCAAUUUACGUAAUUUUUCUUUAAGAAAUUCUGCUUUAAUUAACCAACCUAUCCUGAGAAUUGACAUUUAGAAAAAUCUUCAACUCUACUAAAGAAUGUUAUUUAGAAAAAUAAUAGUAAAACACAAUUAAAAUUAAAAUGUAAUGC
Messenger RNA from Centruroides sculpturatus (bark scorpion), 727 nucleotides. RefSeq lists its product as uncharacterized. Bases 44 to 571 code for a protein of 175 amino acids. The transcript has 5 exons. The record is from RefSeq and is a predicted model, not a curated record. Lineage: Eukaryota; Metazoa; Arthropoda; Arachnida; Scorpiones; Buthidae.